AUGAAAUUGAGUAUCCUUAGGGCAUUCGUUGUACUUUUGGUUGCACAUACCGUGACAGCCGCACCAGUAGAGAAACUGGUGGAAAUUGUACGCCAGGACGCCGAUGUGGUGCCAGAAAGCUACGAAUUCGGCUUCGAGACAAGCGAUGGCACACAACACGAAGAGGAAGGUCAGCUAAAAAUUGUUGGAACCGACAGUGAGGCAAUCACCGUGAAGGGCUCCUACAAAUAUGUGGGCGAUGACGGCGUCACCUAUAACGUGAGCUAUACAGCUGAUGAGCAUGGCUUCCAGCCGCUGGGCGAUCACUUACCGAAAGCAUAA
Messenger RNA from Bactrocera latifrons, 321 nucleotides. RefSeq names its product larval cuticle protein 8-like. NCBI's taxonomy places the organism in Eukaryota, Metazoa, Arthropoda, Insecta, Diptera, Tephritidae. The record is from RefSeq and is a predicted model, not a curated record. Gene Ontology annotation, molecular function: structural constituent of chitin-based larval cuticle. The transcript has a single exon. Bases 1 to 321 code for a protein of 106 amino acids. Gene Ontology annotation, cellular component: chitin-based extracellular matrix.